Molecule: messenger RNA, 1008 nt
Organism: Colletotrichum orchidophilum
Lineage: Eukaryota; Fungi; Ascomycota; Sordariomycetes; Glomerellales; Glomerellaceae
Exons: 2
Coding region: 1-1008 (335 amino acids)
Molecular function (GO): catalytic activity
Source: RefSeq, a predicted model, not a curated record
AUGACAAACACAAACCGCAUCGUCAAGGUAGCCGUCACCCAGGCCGAGCCCGCCUGGAUCGACCUCCCCGCGGCCGUCACAAAGACAUGCCAGCUCAUCACCGAGGCCGCCUCCCAUGGCGCCCAGCUCAUCGCCUUCCCGGAGUGCUGGAUCCCCGGCUACCCGGUGUGGAUCUGGACCCGCCUCAUCGACUUUGACCUCAAUGUUAAGUACAUCAAGAACUCGCUGCAGCUUGACUCGCCCGAGAUGGCCACCAUCCAGGCCUGCGCAAAGGACAACAACAUUGCCGUCUCGCUCGGGUUUUCAGAGAAUGACAACCACUCGCUCUUUAUUGCUCAGGCCCUCAUUGGCCAGGACGGCGAGAUCAAGGUGCACCGCCGCAAGAUGAAGCCCACGCACAUGGAGAGGACCAUUUUCGGCGACGCGUCGGGCCACUGCCUGAAGAGCGUGGCCGAGCUGCCCUUUGCGCGCGUCGGUUCUCUGGCAUGCUGGGAGCAUAUCCAGCCGCUGUUGAAGUAUAAUACGAUUGCGCAAAAGGAGGAGAUCCAUAUCUCGGCGUGGCCCAGCGUCACCCCUCAUUCCGGCGGUGGCCCGGACAUGUGGUCAAUGAGCGCGGAAGGCUGUCAGAACCUCUCCCGCACGUACGCCAUCGAGUCCAAUGCCUUUGUUCUUCACAGCACAGCGCUCAUCUCCGAAAAGGGGAUCGCGGCGCACAGCAGCUCCGGCGGCGCCAUCAUGUCGACACCCGGCGGCGGAACCUCUGCCAUCUUCGGCCCGGACGGCCGGAGGCUGUCGGAGCCCGUUGACGAGAACACGGAGACCAUUAUUUACGGCGACUUGGACUUUGACGCCAUCCACAGGACCAAGAUGUUUGCCGAUUGCACCGGUCACUACAGCAGACCGGAUCUUCUCAGGCUCAACGUAGAUAAAGAGAUUAAGAUCUUGGUCAGGGCGGAUAGUGAUGCGGCCAGGGAGCCGAAGGAGGAAGAGGCAGUGCUUGUUCUAUAA